Messenger RNA from Meriones unguiculatus (Mongolian gerbil), 1548 nucleotides. Its product is annotated as zinc finger protein 431-like. The record is from RefSeq and is a predicted model, not a curated record. Lineage: Eukaryota; Metazoa; Chordata; Mammalia; Rodentia; Muridae. The transcript has 4 exons. Gene Ontology annotation, biological process: regulation of DNA-templated transcription. The annotation marks the transcript as partial.
UACAAUGAUGUGCAUGUGAACUUCACUCAAGAAGAGUGGGCUUUGCUGGAUCCUUCCCAAAGGAAUCUCUACAAAGAUGUGAUGCUAGAGACCUACAGGAACCUCACUGCAAUAGGCUACAAUUGGGAAAGUCAUAAUAUAGAAGAGCACUGUCAAAAUUCUAGAGCAAAUAAAAGUCAUAUCCUCAGACAUAAAAGGAUACAUAUAGGAGAGAAACCUCAUGAAUGUAACCGAUGUGAUAAAGCCUAUGCAUCUAACAGUGAUCUCCUAAGACAUAAAGGAACUCACACUGGAGAAAAACCUUAUGAAUGUAAUCAAUGUGGUAAAGCCUUUGUACAUAACAGACAUCUCCUAAUACAUAAAAGAACUCACACUGGAGAGAAACCUUAUGAAUGUAUCCAAUGUGGUAAAGCCUUUGCAUAUAACAGUAGACUUUUAGUACAUAAACGAACUCACACUGGAGAAAAACCUUAUGAAUGUAAUCAAUGUGGGAAAGCCUUUGCAUGGAACAGUGAUCUCCAAAAACAUAAAAGAACGCACACUGGAGAGAAACCUUAUGAAUGUAACCAAUGUGGUAAAGCCUUUGCAGAUAACAGUAGUCUCCAAAGACAUAAAAGAACUCACACUGGAGAGAAACCUUAUGAAUGUAACCAAUGUGGUAAAGCCUUUGCAUCUAACAGUAAUCUACGAGUACAUAAAAGAAUUCACACCGGAGAGAAACCUUAUGAAUGUAACCAAUGUGGUAAAGCCUUUGUACGUAACAGUCAUCUCCUAGUACAUAAAAGAACUCACACUGGAGAAAAACCUCAUGAAUGUAACCGAUGUCGUAAAGCCUAUGCAUCUAACAGUGAUCUCCUAAGACAUAAAGGAACUCACACUGGAGAAAAAGCUUAUGAAUGUAAUCAAUGUGGUAAAGCCUUUUCAUGGAACAGUGAUCUCCAAAAACAUAAAAGAACUCACACUGGAGAGAAACCUUAUGAAUGUAACCAAUGUGCUAAAGCCUUUGCAGAUAACAGUAGUCUCCAAAGACAUAAAAGAACUCACACUGGAGAGAAACCUUAUGAAUGUAACCAAUGUGGUAAAGCCUUUGCAUCUAACAGUAAUCUACGAGUACAUAAAAUAAUUCACACUGGAAAGAAACCUUAUGAAUGUAACCAAUGUUGUAAAGCCUUUGCACAGAACAGUAAUCUCCUAGUACAUAAAAGAACACACACUGGAGAAAAACAUCAUGAAUGUAACCGAUGUGGUAAAGCCUAUGCAUCUAACAGUGAUCUCCUAAGACAUAAAGGAACUCACAGUGGAGAAAAACCUUAUGAAUGUAAUCAUUGUGGUAAAGAAUUUGCAUAUAACAGUAAGCUUUUAGUACAUAAACGAACUCACACUGCGGAGCUCAGAGGAGGCGGCGGCAGAGGAGCCCAGGGAACGGAGGCGGAGCCCGAGGGCGGCGGGAGACAUAGCCCGGGGCGUAGAGAGGCGGAGCCCAGGGAUGAAGGCGGAGCCCGGGGCGGGGACGGGAGAGGAGCCCGAGGAAGCAGAGGCGGAGCCUAG